This is a messenger RNA of Vitis vinifera (wine grape), 3058 nucleotides long. RefSeq lists its product as uncharacterized. The coding region runs from base 1722 to 2138 and encodes 138 amino acids. Gene Ontology annotation, molecular function: transcription coregulator activity. The record is from RefSeq and is a predicted model, not a curated record. Lineage: Eukaryota; Viridiplantae; Streptophyta; Magnoliopsida; Vitales; Vitaceae. Gene Ontology annotation, biological process: regulation of DNA-templated transcription. The transcript has 8 exons.
AUUCUUUAGUCUCGAGACUUUCCUCUCUCUCACCUCUUUUUCUUCUCCUCUUCUCUUUUAUGCACCUUAUUGUCGUCACGAUCUCACCUUCUCGUUCCAAACAAAUUUUUUCCCCUGCUAGCUUAGAAAGUGAAGGAAACUGGAGGUAGGAAGACGAGGCUUUUGUGUCUCAUCUAUGGUGGCGUCCCUCCGAAGUGGAAUCUAGGGCGCGGCGGAAAGAAGGGGAAGUGAAAGGGGCGGAGGACUUUUGAGUUUUAUUGGCCGAGAGGCUAGGGCACGGUGUGAUUUGGUUCGAUCUCGGUGUGGAAGCUCGGGGAAUCAACUUAUUGCGUAGUGGUUUUGUGGUUGUGGGAUUUUGGAAACCUUAGAUUUGGGUCAGGGUUGUGUGGUUGGCUGAUUGAGCUAGGGGCGGGGCUGCCCUUGCGAUUGACUGGGUUUUCAUGCUGUCAAAACCACUGCCUUGGGAUCGUAAGUUCUUCUUCAAGGAGAGGAGAGGAAGCACGAGAGGUCGGAGUCUUUAAGUUUGCUGCAAGAUAGAGGACUCGCAUCAGGGUUCUUGGGAGUUUGCUCGCCGGAAUCGGCAGACUUGCGCCGUCCUACAGAAGCACGAGAGGUCUGAGUCUUUAGGUUAGCUGCAAGAUAGAGGGACUCGCAUCAGGUUCUUGGGAGUUUGCUCGCCGGGAUCGGUAGACUUUCGCCCCCCUACAGGUGAGUUAUGAAUCCGGGUUCUUGAUGAUUGUGAUGAAAUUCGUAGGUUUUGGUUUAAACCAAGAAUAAUAAUAGGGUUCUUAGAAAAUUGGAUCCGAGUCCUUUUUUAUUUUUUAUGAUUUGUUCUUUUUUGGUUUUUAAUUUUUAAUUUUUAGUUUAUUCUCUCCACGGGUCUGAUUCUUUGUUUUGGGGAAUUAGUUUUUGAUGAUGAUUCUUUCAUGGUUAUUGUAGAUCUGUUUUUUUUAGUCCAUUCGUUUGUUAAUGUGCUGUUUAGUUGUGCAGAAAUUGUAAUUAAAAAAACAGAUAGUUUUUUAAUCUUUUUAAGUCAAAUAAAACUACCUGUAAGAAAGUUCUAGGUUUUGAAUUUUUGAAGUUUCAUCGUGUUCUUUGGUAUUUUGAUUUACCAUGAACUUUUUUUACCUAUCAAAAAAAAAAAAAAAAAAAGGCUGGGCUAGAAAUUCAUAGACAUCAACUUGCUCAAAUCCAUGAUAGAAAACCCUAUCAAAGCCAAGGUAAAAAUCCUCUCCCUUCUCAUCCUACCAUUCAUCAAUUCAAUUAUUAUAAUGAUUUUUUUCAUGAAUAAAUGAACAGAAACAGAUAAGUAGCAAUUUUUAGUGAAAGAUAACCUUGAAAAUGGAAGUUUCUGAAUCUAGGCUUUGGACAAAAACAGUAUCACCAUGACCUCUUCUCUCUUUUGAACUUAAAGGUCUAAAUCAUGCAUAGACUGUUAUGUGCGACAUAUUUUUAUGGUGCCAAAAACCUUUAUCUUCCAAGAAUUAGUGCAUAACUAUCAUGAAAUUCAGCAAAAUAGAGUCUGACUUAAUCCACCUGAAAAUUCUAGAACUAGAGCUUUGUUUUGUCAUUGAGGCAUUUUCUAAUUCAUUACUGAAAAUUUUACAUUAUUAUUUAUUAGUACAGUAUCAACUAUCACACAAACUUGUAUUUGUCUCUUAGAAGGUUUGAAACCUCUAAUUGGUGAUACACUCCUUGUUGCAGGGACACUUUUCUUUGCCAUGAGCAAUGUUGGGAUAAAGCGUCCCUGUGAGUGUACCAUUGCCCAUGAUAUAUCACUGGAAAAUGUUUCAAGAAUGCAUGAGCUUUCAGAAGCCUUCCAUGCUAUUUCCUUAAGACACACAUGCCUCUUGUCUAUCUUGGAGCAGUUUAGUAAACUGAGUUCUAGGGCCGGCAUGGACACAUUGAAGAGACAUCUUCCUAUUUCUGGACCAGAGGGACUUAAUGAGCUAAGGAAAAUUGUUGAAAGGUUUGAGGAAAAGAUUUAUUCUACUGCCACAAGCCAGAUGUUGACAAUGGAAACAAAAUCUUUUAAUGCUACAACCAAUUCUCUGCCAUCCAACUCUGCUGGUCACAACAAAAAAUCCCCUAAUGACAAGAAAUCCCCUGCUAGGAAAAAGGCCCUCAGAUCCAGCUAGCUGUGGCCAAGUGUCACCAUCUUGCAUGGCCACGUGUCACUCCCGGAUUAGUCAAUAUGGGAUCAAAAUAGUGGAACUGAUGGACCAAUCAGAGGAAGACACCUGGAAAGUGAAGAACAUUCUGGAAUCAGGGGAGCGUAUCUUCUGUUAUGGGAAGGUUGCCAGCUGCAUGAGGGGGGAGUGGAGGCUGGCAGCUGCAGGGAGGUGGUCUUGGGCUCGGCCGUUAGAGAUAUUUUGAAGGAGAGACAGCUGGAGAAAAAAAAAAGGAUUGAGGGGUGUGGCCGGUUUGGAGGGUUUUUAGAGAGUAUUCCUUGAGCUUGAGUAUGAAGCUAGCUGCAAGGGAGAUUCCUUGAGCUUCAGAGGAGGAGGCUAUUCGUCUGAGGGGGGAGAGGAUAUUGUUUUUUUUUAGGGAAAUGAGAGAAGAUCCUUUCAGCUAAGGAAGGGAGCAGGCUGUUUGGCUUGGGAAGGACUUACAGAGGAGUUUAUUUAGUUGGAGAAGGAAGAUAUCCAGGGAGGACAGAGAGCAUGAGAGAGGAGGAAAGAAAGAUAUUAUGCUCUCGUAAUUGCUUGUCAUCAUCUUUUGUCCUAGCUUCUCCAUUUGUAUUGAAAGUGCAUUGCGUUAAAGAUAUGCUCUUCAAGUACACUCUCCACCAUUCACUUCUUUUUAGUUACAUAUGAAAUGUUUUGUGUGUACCAUACCAUGUUUGAUAUUGGCGUUGAGUGCCUUGAUGUUUGUUUGAUUUUUGCUGAUGAGAUGCAUGCUAUAUAUUUUGUUGUUUGAAUUAACUUCAGUAUCUUGUAAUAGCACUUUAAAUUGCAGUCCAGGUACGCAUCUUACUCUUCCUUUAUGGUCUAACUUGAAUUAUUUGUUUAGCAUGCUUAAUAUGUUAUUGGAAUUUAAGUAAUCACCAUUAGUCUUC